Messenger RNA from Priceomyces carsonii, 1689 nucleotides. RefSeq lists its product as uncharacterized. The record is from RefSeq and is a predicted model, not a curated record. Gene Ontology annotation, molecular function: signaling receptor activity. Gene Ontology annotation, biological process: intracellular zinc ion homeostasis. Lineage: Eukaryota; Fungi; Ascomycota; Pichiomycetes; Serinales; Debaryomycetaceae. Bases 1 to 1689 code for a protein of 562 amino acids. The transcript has a single exon. Gene Ontology annotation, cellular component: membrane.
AUGUCAGUGACUGAAUCAGAAACUACCCUUCGAAAUAGGUUUGACCAUAAGGCCGAUGACGGAAGCGAUCCAAGACCAACCGAUGAUGUCUUGGUUGAAAAAUUGGACAGAUUCUUAUCUUCCAUUGAGUCUCGGUUGAGUACUUUCGAGGAAUUCUUUAAAUGGAGGAAUGAAGAGCUAGCUCAGCAGGAGCAGUCAGUUGAAGAUGAUUACACUCUUUCCCUGAGAGCUAGCUCCAGAAGAAGCAGCAAUGCUAGUUUAAGUUCUAUUAGGAUGUUUACUGGCCCAAAGUUGAAUUUAAUUCAUCAAAGAUUGAAACUAAUAAAGGCUUCUGUCUUGAAAUCUGGAUUUACAAAUUUAGACUAUUUAUACAAGACUUUAGAUGAUCAGUAUAAUUAUUUAUUCAGCACGGGUCCUUUCACAAACACAACAACUGAGCUGACGAACAAGGAAAUUCUCUCUCAGAAAAUUAUCACUACAAUGCAAUAUUUUGAUGACAAAUUAUUACAAAUUGAUGAUUAUAUGCAAAAGAGCUGCCCUAACGGUAAAAUAGAUUUUGGAGAAGACUCGACUCUCUCUCAAUUUAGGUUUUACAACUUCAACAAGGCGCUUAAGCAUUCUCAAGAUGGAUAUUUGCAUUACUAUGAACUACCUUUGAGCUGGAGAGAAAAUAGAUAUAUCAUCAACGGCUAUAGGUUUUCUAUUUAUCACGCUGAGAUGUUUAAAUCCAUCUUUCACUUCAAUCACAAUGAAACAAUGAACAUAUGGACUCAUAUAAUUGGCUUCAUUGCACUUUGCUACAUUAGUCUUUAUCAUUUUCCACUGACGGAUGUGUUUAGUAUGAAUACCUGGAAAGACAAUGUUGUAAUGUAUGCGUUCUUGGUUGCCUCUAUGUCUUGUUUGCUUAGUUCCAUUGUGUGGCACACCUACUCAGGGUUUGCAAAACUUCCAGUUAGGAGUAGCUGUGCUUGUGUUGAUUACACUGGCAUUACGAUAUUGAUCACCUUAUCGAUUAUUACUGCUGAAUACUGCUCGUUGUACAAUCAUAAAAUUUUGUUAUGCACUUACAUGAUAUUCUCUUCAGUAAGUGGGAUAGCUGGAUUCGGAUUCAACUGGUCCCCAUAUUUUGAUAAACCUGAAUGCAGAUCAGUUAGAAUAGCGUUUUUCGUUGGAUUGGCUCUUUUAGGUGUGACUACAUUUUUUUGCGUUUGUUUCUAUGAUGGCUUUGUUAAGGCUAUCAAAUUCUUUCUACCAAUGACAUAUAAGAGCUUUAUUUGGUAUUGGAUAGGUGUCAUCUUUUACGGAGGAUUGAUCCCAGAAAGAUGGAGAUAUGACGUGAUUAUUAAGGAGGACGAAGCAUGUGAGCAUUCUCAUGAUGCUUCUGACAUUAUAAAUGGAAUUGAAAAUAGUGGAGAGGAGGAGAUGAAAGAGUUCGAAGAAGAAUUAGACAACAUCGAAGAUGAGAAGGUCGAUGAUGUUGAAAAAAUGUCUCAUUAUAAAAAAAUCAUUGAUAUUCAUUUCCCAGCUGAACCAACUUUAACUCCAUAUUCUAAGGACUUUUUAUCAUUAUGGUGGGUUGAUUAUUUGUUUUCAAGCCACAACUUUUGGCAUAUAUUUGUUGUAUUUGGUAUAAUUGGUCACUAUUUUUCUGUACUUGAUAUGUUUGCUGCGAUUGAACGUUCUAUUUAG